Messenger RNA from Nipponia nippon (crested ibis), 1305 nucleotides. NCBI's taxonomy places the organism in Eukaryota, Metazoa, Chordata, Aves, Pelecaniformes, Threskiornithidae. The record is from RefSeq and is a predicted model, not a curated record.
AUGGGUGGUUAUGGUGGAGGAAUGGGAGGCUUUGGUGGAGGAAUGGGUGGUGGUGGAAUGGGUGGCGGAGGAAUGGGUGGCUUUGGUGGAGGAAUGGGCGGUGGAGGAAUGGGUGGUGGUGGAAUGGGUGGUUUUGGUGGCCCUGGCUUCUCUGGAGGCAUCCAUCCGGUGCAAGUUGACCAGACCCUCCUGCGGCCAGUCCAUGUUGAGAUUGACCCCCAAAUCCAGCAAGUGAAAAACCAGGAGAAGGAGCAGAUUAAGACUCUUAACAAUCAGUUUGCCUCCUUCAUUGAUAAGGUCCGCUUCCUGGAGCAACAGAACAAGGUCCUCUCCACCAAGUGGGAGCUCCUCCAACAGCAAGGGCCUUCGGGGCCGAGGAAGAACCUCGAUGUCAUCUUUGAAAAUUACAUCCAGAACCUGAAGAGGAGGCUGGAGUCUCUCCUGGGCCAGAGGGGGCAGCUGGAGUCAGAGCUGCAGAACAUGCAGCAAUACGUGGAGGAGUACAAAACCAAGUACGAAGACGAAAUCAACAGGCGGACCGCUGCUGAGAACGAGUUUGUGGUGCUGAAGAAGGAUGUGGACUGUGCCUACAUGACUAAAGUAGAGUUGGAAGCCAAGGUGGGAGCUCUGACCGAUGAAAUCAACUUCCUGAGGUGCAUGUACGAGGAGGAGCUGUCUCAGAUGCAGACAAUCAGCCGGGACCUGUCCGUGGUGGUGUCCCCAGGCCCCCUGCGGCAGUCUCUGCUGCUGUAUGAAGAGCUACAGAACACUGCUGGAAGGCACGGGGACAGCCUGCGCAACACCAAGAUAGAGAUCCAAGAGUUGACCAGGAACGUCCAGAGGCUGCGGGCUGAGAUUGAGAACGUGAAGAAGCAGAACCAGCAGCUGCAGGCAGCUAUUGCUGAGGCUGAGGAGCGGGGGGAGAUGGCCCUCAAGGAUGCCAGGAGGAAACUGGAAGAGCUGGAAUGUGCCUUGAGCAAAGACAAGGAGGAGCUGGCUCGCUUGUUGAAGGAGUACCAGGAGCUGCUGAACAUCAAGAUUGCGCUGGACGUUGAGAUUGCCAUGUACAGGAAGCUGCUGGAGGGAGAGGAGAACAGGUACGUCUCUUUCUUUGACUCUUUGACUAAAUUCUGGACAGAUUAUACCAUGUGUGGAGGAGGCAUGGGAGGAGGCUUCGGAGGUGGCAGCGGCAUGGGAGGAGGCUUCGGAGGAGGCAGCGGCUUGGGAGGAGGCUUUGGAGGAGGCAGCAGCAUGGGAGGAGGCUUCGGAGGAGGCAGCGGCAUGGGAGGAGGAGUGAGAUUCUGA